Coregonus sp. 'balchen' is the source of this 8170-nucleotide messenger RNA. The record is from the annotation of a GenBank genome assembly. Lineage: Eukaryota; Metazoa; Chordata; Actinopteri; Salmoniformes; Salmonidae.
CGAAGGAAAAGCAACGUCAGCCAUUGGACUUUGGUAAAAGCUACUGUAUUAACUGAAUGCAACAAAGUAACAGUUUUAUAGAGACAAACGUAUAGCAAAUAGCUACAUGGAACAUUCAUCUGUGAACAGCGUUGAGGUACUGUACGUUCUCACAAUGUGUAAUAGUGUUGUUGGGCUAACUCAUUCAAAAUAAGUGCCAUACUUGUCAUACUUUAUUUUGAUAUUUUAGCUGGUCAUGGCUAGAAGGAAUGCAGCUAUUUGUCAAAGUGACGUCAAAAGUCGCGUCGAGGAUACUUUUAAAAUUUUAGGUAAUUCUAACCCCUUUCUUAACUGAAACCUACUUACCCUAACCUGCUACGUAGUUACUUCUGACAUUCGCUGCAUUUCAUCUAGUCAAAACCAUUUCAUGUAUGUUAUGAUUUAGCUAGCUAGUAGUAGUAGGCCUACAGUACAGAAGAUGGACACUGGAGGCUAUUUAUUGUGAAAUAGGUUAGUUUGAUAUACAGUGCAUUCGGAAAGUAUUCAGACCCCUUCACUUUUUCCACAUUUUGUUACAUUACAGCCUUAUUCUAAAAUGGAUUGAAUACAAAUGUUCCUCUUCAAUCUACACACAAUACCCCAUAAUGACAAAGCGAAAACAGGUUUUUAGAAAUGUUUGCAAAUUUAUAAAAAACAGAAAUACCUUAUUUACAUAAGUAUUCAGACUGUUGGUGAACACAUAAUAAGGAGAGGGAGUACAAACCAUUCGACGCUAGACAGAGAGGAAUUUGCUUAAUGCAAAAAGGCAGUUUAUUAAAACAGAGAGAUCUUGUCCUGCUCAAGCUACAUGCAUGGACCCCAAUCAAUUGCCUCUUAUGGAGACAGUUGAGAAGGAUGUUUAAACAGAGUUUACAGCAUUACUUUAUACAAUGUAACAUAAAGGAAGGGGUCCUUCUUCUAGUCCCUUGAUUGGUUCCCGAGGCGUAGGAGGCGGGUUUGCUCUGUCCAGAGCAGAUGCCCCAUUGGUGCACGGCAGAGUCCUCUGCCCUUGGCACCCGACCAGUAGAAAAAGGAGUGGAGUUUGAGUGUGCGUGCAGUGAAAUAUUGGUGUGUGUCAAGAGAAAGUGGUGGGGAGUAUCUGGUGGUUUAUGGCCGGAGAGGGGGUGUUGUCCUGUUAUCGCAUUCCUGCAAGACUAGGUCAUCUGGUGAGAAGAUAUGGUGUUCUCCUCUGUCCUUUGUUCUCUGACCUAAAACAGCAUUUAUUAAAAACAGGCUCCUAACACAAAAUUGGUCUUGCACAACAUUUUAGUCAGACCAAUCUAUAACAUUUUAUAUUUACUACGACAAAUUAUAUUUACUACGACAAGACCCUUUGCUAUGAGACUCGAAAUUGAGCUCAGGUGCAUCCUGUUUCCAGAGAUAAUCCUUGAGAUGUUUCUACAACUUGAUUGGAAUCCACCUGUGGUAAAUUCAAUUGAUUGGACAUGAUUUGGAAAGGCGCACACCUGUCUAUAUAAGGUCCCACAGUUGACAGUGCAUCUCAGAGCAAAAACCAAGCCAUGAGGUCGAAGGAAUUGUCCUUAGAGCGCCGAGACAGGAUUGUGUUAAGGCACAGAUCUGGGGAAGGGUACCCCAGUAUUGAAGGUCCCCAAGAACACAGUUGCCUCCAUCAUUCUUAAAUGGAAGAAGUUUGGAACCACCAAGACUCUUCCUAGAGCUGGCCGCCCGGCCAAACUGAGCAAUCAGGGGAGAAGGGAACCCGAUGGUCCAAGAACCCGAUGGUCACUCUGACAGAGCUCUAGAGUUCCUCUGUGGAGAUGGAAGAACCUUCCAGAAGGACAACCAUCUCUGCAGCACUCCACCAAUCAGGCCUUUAUGGUAAAGUGGCCAGACGUGUAAAAGGCACAUGACAGCCCGCUUGGAGUUUGCCAAAAGGCACCUACAGGACUCUCAGACCAUGAGAAACAAGGUUCUCUAGUCUGAUGAAACCAAAAUUGAACUCUUUGGCCUGAACGUCAAGCGUCACGUCUGGAGGAAACCAGGCACCACUCAUCACCUGGCCAAUACCAUCCCUACGGUGCAGCAUGGUGGUGGCAGCAUCCUUGAUGAAAACCUGCUCAGGAUUUCAGACUGGAGCGAAGGUUCACCUUCCAACAGGACCACAACCCAAAGCAUACAGCCAAGACAACGCAGGAGUGGCUUCGGGACAAGUCUCUGAAUGUCCUUGAGUGGCCCAGCCAGAGCCCGGAUUUGAACCUGAUCGAACAUCUCUGGAGAGACCUGAAAAUAGCUGUGCAGCAAUGCUCCCCAAAGUUUGAGAGGAUCUGCAGAGAAGAAUGGGAGAAACUCUCCAAAUACAGGUGUGCCAAGCUUGUAGCAUCAUACCCAAGAAGACUCAAGGCUGUAAUCGCUGUCUAAGGUGCUUCAACAAAGUACUGAGUAAAGGAUCUGAAUACUUAAAUAAGUAAAUGUGAUAUUUCAGUUUAAUUUUUUAUUUUACAUUUGCAGAAAUGUCUAAACCUUUUUUUCUUUGUGAUUUAUGGGGUAUUGUGUGUAGAUUGAUGAGGCGAAAAAAACUCUUUAAUCCAUUUUAGAAUAAGGCUGUAACGUAACAAAAUGUGGAAAAAGAUAAGGUGUCUGAAUACUUUCCGAAUGCACUGUAUGUCUACAUUUUGUAUUUUCUUGCUUCAGAGAUGGUCUUUUCAGUGUUUCCUACUUUGUACUCCCUGCACAUUUUCGUGAAUGUCAUAGUCAUAUAACAAGCGCUCUUCUCUAUAGGUAUCACCAGAGAGCAAUGGGGAUUCUGUCGCUCUGUGUCACAAUGAGGAAGAGAGCAGGAAUCAACCAGCACAUGGUGGCCCUCAAGUCCAGCUGUGUCGUUUCUACUCACAGGGACGGCACUGUAACUUUGGGAGGAAGUGCCGCUUCCUCCAUCAAAGAGGAGAUGCCACCACCCUCACCCAGGGAAAGGUAGAGAACAGGACAAACAGAAGGUCAGAACAGGAGAACCAAAGAGGGACAGGCCCUCACAGCCACCCUGGAAUCACACAGCAGAACCCAGUGGUUGACAGCCCUGGAGAUGUAGGCCACAGGCUGCCCUCCAAACCAAGGGCUGCUCCAACCAGAGGUGAGAGAGCCAGCAAUUGCCGGCCCUGUCGCUAUUUUCUCUCUGGGUGCUGCACCAUGGAGGAUAGAUGUCACUACUGGCACCCACCACAGUUCCCCCCAGUUGAUGACCAGCCUGUAGGAGACGGAGGAAGGCCCAGGGUGCCCCAUGCCCCCCCUCCCAGUGCCUUUCAGGUGGUCAAGCUGAGUGACCUGACUGACGAUGUCACCAAACAGCUACGGGACACUGAGAUCAAGCAGCUGAUAAAGCGUUUUCCCAAAGAACAGCUUAUUGUUCAGGAACGGAGCGACGGCAAAGUCACCUUCUACCGAGCCACAGUACAGCCCACUGAUCCAGACUGGGUAAACAUUGUCUGCAUUAUUCCAAUCCACAAUAACAAGGCCUCGACAAGGCCAUUGUCUUUUAUUGUUUCUACUAUGAUAUAGUUUUAUGAACAUCAUAGGAUUGUUGCAACAUUGAAAAGUGUGCAUAAAAACAUGCUGACUCACUCCUUAUACUGUUUCACAGCCUUUUGACUUGAAAGACGUUGACAUAAUGGUGAGCUUUCCGGAAAAGUACCCACAAGAGGUAAACAACAUCUUUGACCUACAAAUCUCAUCUGUUUGAAAUAAUCAUAUUGUGUCUAGAGUUUAAGACUCAAGGUGGAAUUAUAUAUUUUUUCUCCAGGUAUUUACAUUAGAUAUACCACUGGACCAGGACUUGCCAUCUGUUAUGGGAAGGUGAGAGAAACUUUAUUUUAUUUUCAAUGGCUUUACAGUCUAAAUACAAUAACACUUUGAUAAGUAUUGAUACAUUUUCUCAAUGUGUCUGUCCACAUAGAUAUGUUGAACAAGCCUCACUGGAGUGGCUGCAGGCUAAGCAUGCCACCAAUCAGUUGAGGGGAAAGGUGGAGCUGCUCUUCCGGCCCUUCCUUCGCUGGUUGGAUCGCAGCAUGGAAAGACUGUUCACUGAGGGAGCCAGGCAGGUGAGACUGUAGACUAAAAUAAAAACAGUUCCAUUUACGUUAGUCUCCUUAGUAUGAGAUACUUCUGGUAACCUCUGUUUUCCAUGAGAGACUCUGGUGAUGUUAUGAAUUCUCUGUAUUGCAUUAGUUUAUUUCCUUAAAACGACUUAACAACUUGAAGGCAGAGUUCUAAUAUUUUCUCUCUUUUUUAAAUCUCUCCUCAGCUGAAAAAAGACAUGGAGAUAGCAAAGGCUGGAAUUCAGUUUGUGCCAUACCAGCAGCUCCAGGCAACUGUGUGCAAAGAGCCUGCCACUGAUGAAAUGCCUGACCCUGUCCUCUACACUGCAACUGACGAGGAGAGCAGAGAAGAGAGAGGAGGAGAAGAUAAGGAGUGGGAAGAACUAUUGGACCCUGGCUGUGAUGAUGAUGAUGAUGAUGAAGAGGACCGGGGGAAGGUGGAGAACAUUAAGAUCAGUGAGCCCCGUAGAGGAACAGAGGUGAAACUGCUGGGCCUGAGUCUGGGAGAGGGUACGGCCACCGUGGUCGCCACACAGAUCACUGUGUGUCUGCAGUGCAGCAGGUGAGCAGACAGACGGUCCUCCACUGAUGCCAUCUACUGUAGCCUACACUGUAUCUUACAUAUUCCCCUUGGAAUAUUGCCUAUAGGAGGAAAGAGUCAACUUAUCUGCACAUUUUUUUGGGUUGAUGGGACUUGGGAGAUGUGACAUAAGUGUGUGUCUGUCUGGCCUUUGUAUGUUGUUUGCAGGUGUAAGGUGACAGCAGACCUUACUCUAAAUGGCAGGAACCCUUGCACGGCCCAGUGUGAGAAGUGCAACGCAGGGAUCAGUGCUGCCUUCAGACCCAGCAUGCUGCACCACUACAGUGAUGUCCUGGGCUAUCUGGACCUGGGCACCGCUGCUCCUGUGGACCUGGUCCUGCAGGACUGUGAACUGGUCGUGGGCUGCCUCAACUGCUCCAAAGAGGGACCUGUGAAGGUCACCAACACUCCUCUGUCCAUUGCUCCAUUCUUGUCUUAUUAUGAUGAUGAAAGUAUUUAUAGUGAGGGGAAAAAAGUAUUUGAUCCCCUGCUAAUUUUGUACGUUUGCCCACUGACAAAGAAAUGAUCAGUCUAUAAUUUUAAUGGUAGGUUUAUUUGAACAGUGAGAGACAGAAUAACAACAAAAAAAUCCAGAAAAACGCAUGUCAAAAAUGUUAUAAAUUGAUUUGCAUUUUAAUGAGGGAAAUAAGUAUUUGACCCCCUCUCAAUCAGAAAGAUUUCUGGCUCCCAGGUGUCUUUUAUACAGGUAACGAGCUGAGAUUAAGAGCACACUCUUAAAGGGAGUGCUCCUAAUCUCAGUUUGUUACCUGUAUAAAAGACACCUGUCCACAGAAGCAAUCAAUCAAUCAGAUUCCAAACUCUCCACCAUGGCCAAGACCAAAGAGCUCUCCAAGGAUGUCAGGGACAGGAUUGUAGACCUACACAAGGCUGGAAUGGGCUACAAGACCAUCGCCAAGCAGCUUGGUGAGAAGGUGACAACAGUUGGUGCGAUUAUUCGCAAAUGGAAGAAACACAAAAUAACUGUCAAUCUCCCUCGGCCUGGGGCUCCAUGCAAGAUCUCACCUCGUGGAGUUGCAAUGAUCAUGAGAACGGUGAGGAAUCAGCCCAGAACUACACGGGAGGAUCUUGUCAAUGAUCUCAAGGCAGCUGGGACCAUAGUCACCAAGAAAACAAUUGGUAACACACUACGCCGUGAAGGACUGAAAUCCUGCAGCGCCCGCAAGGUCCCCCUGCUCAAGAAAGCACAUAUACAGGCCCGUCUGAAGUUUGCCAAUGAACAUCUGAAUGAUUCAGAGGACAACUGGGUGAAAGUGUUGUGGUCAGAUGAGACCAAAAUGGAGCUCUUUGCCAUCAACUCAACUCGCCGUGUUUGGAGGAGGAGGAAUGCUGCCUAUGACCCCAAGAACACCAUCCCCAUCGUCAAACAUGGAGGUGGAAACAUUAUGCUUUGGGGGUGUUUUUCUGCUAAGGGGACAGGACAACUUCACCGCAUCAAAGGGAUGAUGGACGGGGCCAUGUACCGUCAAAUCUUGGGUGAGAACCUCCUUCCCUCAGCCAGGGCAUUGAAAAUGGGUCGUGGAUGGGUAUUCCAGCAUGACAAUGACCCAAAACACACGGCCAAGGCAACAAAGGAGUGGCUCAAGAAGAAGCACAUUAAGGUCCUGGAGUGGCCUAGCCAGUCUCCAGACCUUAAUCCCAUAGAAAAUCUGUAGAGGGAGCUGAAGGUUCGAGUUGCCAAACGUCAGCCUCGAAACCUUAAUGACUUGGAGAAGAUCUGCAAAGAGGAGUGGGACAAAAUCCCUCCUGAGAUGUGUGCAAACCUGGUGGCCAACUACAAGAAACGUCUGACCUCUGUGAUUGCGAACAAGGGUUUUGCCACCAAGUCAUGUUUUGCAGAUGGGUCAAAUACUUAUUUACCUCAUUAAAAUGCAAAUCAAUUUAUAACAUUUUUGAUAUGCGUUUUUCUGGAUUUUUUUGUUGUUAUUCUGUCUCUCACUGUUCAAAUAAACCUACCAUUAAAAUGAUAGACUGAUCAUGUCUUUGUCAGUGGGCAAACGUACAAAAUCCGCAGGGGAUCAAAUACUUUUUUCCCUCACUGUAUAUCUGGGUGAACUUUUGAUCUAAGACAGUCUGUCUGAUUUUGUGUAUUAUAUUUUGUCUGCAGAACCUUUUGUAUGGCCAGAGCAAGGAGUUCAACUGCCAGCACUGUCACAGCAAACUCAACAUCCUGGUUGACAGCACACGAUUCCAGUAUAUUCCGCCAUGCAAAGAGAAAACCGGUCAGAAACAAAGGCCUAUAGUAGGAUUUUAAUGAUGAAACAUGGAAGAAGGUUAAACAGCUGUUUUGGCUAUUCUGUCUGUAAUGCAUAGUUGUCUGUACUGUACAGGACACAGCGACUCUUCACUGACCUAUCGGCGUAACAUAAGGGACCCUGCCAUACAGAUGGGGAAACCACUACCUGAGAAGGGAGCAUGCAAACACUACAGACAGAGUCAUCGCUGGCUCAGGUUCUUAACAACCUCUUUCCCUUUAACAUAAUUUUGUCUUGCCAAAGUAAACUUUGCUGGUGAGUGACAUCCCAUGGGUGUGCUCUCAGGUUCUCAUGCUGUGGCCGGGCCUACCCCUGUGACGUGUGUCAUGACGAGGACCAGGACCACCCCAUGGAGCUGGCCACCAGGAUGAUCUGUGGUCACUGCUGUAAAGAGCAGGUAAGCUGCCUGGCCUCUAGCAAAACUUCUAUCAGAUGGAUAGAGUAGUGCAUCUUCGUUGGCAUUGGUGUCUCAGUAGGCUAGAUUCCAACCCUAAACUGCUGUUGUCCUUCCAUGCAGCCGUACAGCAAUGGGAAGCCCUGUGUCAGCUGUGGAGGCAUGAUGACGAGAGGUGCCUACUCCAGUCACUGGGAGGGUGGACUGGGCUGCAGGAGCAAAGUCAAAAUGAGCAGGUACUAUACUGUACACGCAUGCAUACUGAUGUUGUCUAAACAUAUCUUACUUUAAAACUGAACUACAUAUUUUUGUUCAAACCUGAUGAAAUUGUGCAUUCAUAAAUCUAUUUUCUCUCAUUUACAGAAAUGAUAAACAGAAGUAUGCCAACACAAACAAAACAAUUUCACGGAAAGCCAGCGAAAAGAAAUAAUCAGAGACAACAUGUUAAUGUUAUGGCAGUGGUUGAUUAUCAGGCUUGCUCUAUCAAUGCCUUAUUGUUUUCUAAUAAAUCAAGUGAGUAUUGUAAUGUUACCCAGCUGAUGUGAUUGGUGAGGUUUGAGCCCCGGUCCUGGAGUAGCACUCAGCCUUGUUGCCCUGGUGUGAACAUGCAGCAGAACACUCUCCGGCACAGUACAAUACAAGUAACCCUGGUGCUUGUGCUCACUGUAAUCACAGACACUCCCAUUAGGUUUCUUAUCUCUGCAACAGCCUCCCCAAGUGCCUUGUAAAAUCAAUGCAAUGCCCUACAUUUACAGUAGACUCUUCAGUGGCGCCACUUUUCCAAUUCUCUCACAAUUUAACCCACUCAUCAUUUAAAUUCAAUGUCUAGUUGAGAUUUACAUUUGGUUGAGUUGUC